UCCAAUCGAAUCUCCAAGCAGCGCUGUCGCUUGUGUGCCACAAAUCCGUUCUCACAUCCUCGGAACAGCGGCGGCCUCAAACCCCAGAAAAGGGUGUCUAAAACCCUCCCAGUCCGGAGUACUCUCAGUAUGGCGCUGAAGGUCCCGAUUUGCCGGUUGUGCUGGGUAUCACCGGCGCCAACUCCGUCGAGAGACCCCGGUGAGAGGUGGAGUUUCCUAGUCGGCCAACCCCUCAAGACCUCGUUUCCAAGUGCUGUCCCAGGAAAAGAAAUUUUCCAAAGGUCAUGUGUCAUUGUAUCAAGAAAGUUGUCAGGAUUGGAGGAGGCUAUGCGAAUUCGGAGAGCAAGGGAGCUUCAAAGUUCAGUAAAAGUAAGAAAGAGGCCACCAUUAAGGCGUGGAAAGGUCUCUGGAAAGCUUUUAGUGCCAGACCACAUUCCAAGACCUCCAUAUGUGGAUUCAGGCUUGUUGCCAGAAUUAUCUAGCGAGCAUCAAGUACAUAAUGAUGAGGGUAUUGCUUGCAUGAGAGCUGCCUGUGAGCUUGCUGCACAUGUUCUGGACUAUGCAGGAAUAUUGGUUAGACCAUCUGUAACUACAAAUGAAAUUGAUAAAGCAGUGCACAAGAUGAUUAUUGAUGCUGGGGCUUAUCCUUCCCCACUUGGAUAUGGUGGAUUUCCUAAGAGUGUGUGCACAUCAGUCAAUGAAUGCAUGUGCCAUGGAAUACCUGAUUCCCGCCAACUGCAGGAUGGAGACAUAAUAAACAUUGAUGUGACUGUUUAUUUGAAUGGUUACCAUGGGGACACAUCAAAAACAUUUCUGUGUGGAAAUGUGAAUGAACCAACAAAGCGCCUUGUAAAGGUGACUGAAGAAUGCCUUGAGAGGGCUAUAUCUGUCUGCAAGGAUGGUGCUAGUUUUAAGAAGAUCGGCAAGAGAAUAAGUGAGCAUGCUGAAAAAUAUGGCUAUGGUGUUGUGGAGCGUUUUGUUGGUCAUGGUGUCGGGACGGUAUUCCACUCUGAGCCACUCAUUUUGCAUCAUCGUAAUGACAGAUCUGGGUGUAUGGUUGAAGGUGAAACAUUUACAAUUGAGCCCAUUCUAACCAUGGGAAGCAUUGAGAGCAUCACUUGGGAUGAUGAAUGGACUACCGUUACAGCGGAUGGCAGCCGAGCUGCACAGUUUGAGCAUACAAUUUUGAUCACCGGAACUGGUGCUGAGGUUUUGACAAAGUGCUGAGAUCAUCAUAUAUUUACCCAUUCAAUGGCUAAAUGUGAGUGAAUUUACAUGCUUGGUGGUGUCACUAUGAGCCAUUGGAUUCCACAAUGGCAAUGGAGCGAUCAAUCUUUGUUUACGAAUGCCGUCGGCGUGAUGUUUGAUGAUAAAAUAAACUGAUAGAAAAACCAUCUGCGAU
This is a messenger RNA of Musa acuminata AAA Group (dessert banana), 1402 nucleotides long. Its product is annotated as methionine aminopeptidase 1B, chloroplastic. The record is from RefSeq and is a predicted model, not a curated record. The transcript is spliced from 11 exons. Gene Ontology annotation, molecular function: metalloaminopeptidase activity. NCBI's taxonomy places the organism in Eukaryota, Viridiplantae, Streptophyta, Magnoliopsida, Zingiberales, Musaceae. Gene Ontology annotation, cellular component: chloroplast. Gene Ontology annotation, biological process: proteolysis. Bases 130 to 1227 code for a protein of 365 amino acids.